AUGCACCCCUCGAUUGGGAACAAGCGUUAUCCAAAGGAGCCGCUUCCAUGUGUCCUGGCACCAGAACAUCAAAGCCAGCUUGUCAACAAGACGCAUCUCUCGUCCCAAGGCAUCGCCAGGGUGAACUACGGUGGAAAACCAGAUCGCCACAUUGCCAAGGUCUUGAGAGCCUCUGACACCGAUCUUCAUCGCCCCUCUGAAGUAGCCGGAAUGUGCUGCUGUAGCCAGCGCUUUUUGCUUCAGAUCGGCAAUGUCCCUGUACGGCUCGAAGCCAACUUGCCGAGGCUCAAAAGGAAGCAUUCCAUGAGCACGAGCGUAUUCUUCUUGCGCACCGAUGAACAUCAAGGCGUCAUAAAGUGCCGGUGUGAAAGUCGCGACGAUUUGAACCGAGAGCAGAACGUGUAUGGCGAUCACUCGCAAUUUCGGUGUUAG
This is a messenger RNA of Pseudozyma hubeiensis SY62, 432 nucleotides long. RefSeq names its product mitochondrial inner membrane peptidase. The coding region runs from base 1 to 432 and encodes 143 amino acids. The record is from RefSeq and is a predicted model, not a curated record. The transcript has a single exon. NCBI's taxonomy places the organism in Eukaryota, Fungi, Basidiomycota, Ustilaginomycetes, Ustilaginales, Ustilaginaceae.